AUGUGGUUCUCACGGGAGUAUGGGACUGGAGCGCACUUCUUGCAAUGUGCUGUUGGCUAUGCCACUGCCCGUUCGGACUGCAAGAAGGACACUCUACACAAAUCCGCCUUAUUCCCGCACAAGGACCAAGAGCUCCGCUUUGGGUUGGGCCAAGUGGAGGCCUCCUUUGCGGGCGGUUUCUUCCCCUUCCUUCCUGCGGUGAACUAUCACUCCCAGAUGAGUUCUGGGGAGGAUUUGGUUGAACAGUUGCUGCACGUGUACCAGAAGCGUCAGGCCCAUGAGGAACCUUCCAACCUUCGUUUGGAGGUGCUCCCAGAGGCAACUUUCCAUGACAUGUACGUGGGCGAAUGGUCCCAGGUGCCGAUCCAUUUUUGCGAAGGCGAAUGUUUGGGCUACGUCCCGGAGCAAACCAUCUCACAUGCGAAGUCCUUAAGACCCAGCGCCGAGGCCUUGGUCUUCAUCCACGGCUUCAACUGUGAUCUCGCCACUGCGCUGGGCCGAGUGGCCCAAACCUUUUCGUUGGGAAACAUGCCACCACACAUCGUGCCCUUUGUCUUCAGCUAUGCAGGAGGAGCCGAACUCACCUACUUCCAGGCAAGGGCUCGCUUUGCGGAUUAUGGUGCAGACCUCCGGAGCUUCCUGGAGAUCCUGGCGCGCCACUUCACCGAGGUGCACAUCUUGACGCACUCCUGUGGUGCAGAGUUCUUCUUCACCAAUUGGCCGGAGAUUGCGGACUGCUUCACCUUGCGCCGCAGCUCUGUUUCCUCCAGGGUCACUGGAAGGAAUGGAAGGAAUGCCAAACAGCAGCGCUGGGUGGCCAGACAUUCGCGUCGCAUGGACGACGAGGGCAUGCUACACCUGGCCACGCUGACCAUGCUGAAUCCCGACGUCCUCUUCGGCAUGGCGGAGCGGUUGCUCCCGGACAUCCUGCGACGUGCUGAGCACUUCACUGCCUACAGCGACAGCAAUGACGGAGCGCUCUUUUGGAGCGGCGUGGUGCGAUGCCUGCUGUCUGCCGUCACAGGCAACGGUUGCAAGAAGCAGCCCCUUUUGGGGAAGUCGGUGCAGCCACUCUUUUGGGACGGCUACGAGCUGAAGAGGGGCCACGAACGCGGGAUGAAGCGCAGGCACUCCUUGGACAGUCGCAUCACUGGUGGGCCACGGGUGAUGUCGGGACCUGUGAGCCAUCUGAGUUCGUUGGUGAACAAACCGCAGAUCCCGGGUGAUGGAUCGGUCGAUAUCAUCGACUGUUCCAACAUCGACCAGAAUGUGCAUGCCUUGCGGCACAACUACUUCAUGUUGAACACACAAAUGGUUGAGGACGUUUGCGAUCUCAUAGGGCAUCGGCAAAAGGCGCCAAAUCGCAGCAGGCUGUGCCAGCACAGUGUCAUGGCAUGUCAUGGCACAGCGGUGGACGGUUGGGGCUCUGGAUGGCUCUGGGCUCAAACUUGGGAGCAAGUUUUGGUGGCGUUUAAAGUUCUUUUGUGGAUGUGGGGUGAGAUUUUUGGGGUUCCAGGUUGCCGUGACUUGCCGUGGUUUGCUAGGAUUUAUCAAGUGAAAUGGGAAAAUGCUGGGGGAGCCAUUUUGUUAAGCACCGUGACUGAAGGAAACCCGUGGUAA
Cladocopium goreaui is the source of this 1620-nucleotide messenger RNA. The record is from the annotation of a GenBank genome assembly. Lineage: Eukaryota; Dinophyceae; Suessiales; Symbiodiniaceae.